This is a messenger RNA of Andrographis paniculata, 1299 nucleotides long. RefSeq lists its product as uncharacterized. Bases 1 to 693 code for a protein of 230 amino acids. Lineage: Eukaryota; Viridiplantae; Streptophyta; Magnoliopsida; Lamiales; Acanthaceae. The record is from RefSeq and is a predicted model, not a curated record. The transcript is spliced from 5 exons.
AUGAGCACCGCAGCACUGAAUUCGAUCGGCAGCACCGUCACGCCGCAAGUUCUCUGCUUCUCGAAACCUGGAACAAGGAAAAAACGAUUGGUUUCUGUCAGGAAUUCGGUGGCAAUCGAAACCGCCAAGGACCAAGCCGCGGCGGCCGCCGCGGCAGAGUCUGUCCCCCGCCGGCUUGUGCUGCUCCGCCACGCAAGGAGCUCCUGGGAUGAUCGCUCUCUCAGAGAUCACGAUCGUCCGCUGAGCAAAUCCGGACGAGCUGAUGCUGUCAAAUUAUCACAGAAACUAGAGCAGUUGAACUGGAUUCCUGAGCUGAUACUAUGCAGUGACGCUCAGCGAACGCGAGAGACAUUGAAGAUAAUGCAGGAACGUGUGAGGGGAUUCAUGGAAGCCGAGGUGCAUUUCAUUUCAAGCUUCUACUCAGUUUCCGCCAUGGAUGGGCAAACAGCGGAGCACCUUCAACAGGCUAUCUGCAACUACUCGAGGGAUGAAAUUCUUACAAUAAUGUGUAUGGGGCAUAACAGGGGAUGGGAGGAGGCAGCCUCCAUGUUUUCCGGUGCCUCCAUAGAACUCAAGACUUGCAAUGCUGCCUUGCUGGAAGCAGCCGGGCGGUCAUGGAAAGAGGCAUUUUCUACAGCAGGAUUUGGAGGUUGGAAGCUGCAGGGCAUUGUAAAGCCGGACAGCGAUCUGUAGAAUGUUUCCAACUAGCCAUGGGUACAUUUCUUAUUGUUUCCAUGAGCUCAUAUGCAAAGGAGAUGAAGGAAGCUUGGUAGAUAACCCUCAUGUUGAGAACAAACUUUGCAUCAGAUUGAAAAGGUUUGAUGGGUGACAUACUGUGAUCAUGAUAUCUGUGAUCAUUAACUAGUAAGCUUAGGACUUUAAGUCGAGUGUUUUCACGAACAUGAUAUAUGUAUAUAUAUAUAUGCCUGUAUUAUGUACAUGUGUUCUUAUAUAAUGCUGUAACGCUGAAGCUAUGUUUUGUUAGCGACUUUCAGUCGCAUGUUCUAUGAGUUUGGAAAGGACUUUAAUGUUCAAUGCAGGCAUUGUAUUAGACUCUACCGUGUUAUAUAGUAUGUGCAGGCAAUGAUCAGAAUAUGUAAACUACAUAGAAUGUUAUUGGUAACUUCUACAUACAUCACUGACACAGAGAGAAGUGCAAGGUAAUUUCUGAGCAUUCGACAUUAAAUAUAAAUCUCCGGGCACAACUAGAAAUGUCAUUUUCUAAUGCUACGAGUUUUCAUGACAUCUAAAUUGCAGUUAAUGAUUUUUCGACAUAACAUUCGGAGAGAUAUGACUUUA